GAUGGUUAUGUGAAGUAUUUUAAAAACACAAGAAUCUAGUGAUGGAAUUGGUUUUCCUCUUUUCUCCACCUCUGUGCGUGUAAUCCCAUCUCCGGCUUUGUGUGUGUAACUCUUCCCUUUUUCUCCUCAUUGUGAGUGAUUUCUUCAUCAGGUCUUUGCCAUGAUCCUUGGUAGUCCUUCAGCCAGCAAUGGUGAGGAUGCUAACGAUGUCGAUGACGAUGAUGCUGACAUCCCUAGCCGCAAGCAGUUUCUGUGCAUCGUUGGUUUUGAGGACACACUGGUUAAAGACACAGAAGCUGAGAACUUGCCGAUCCUGCAACAAUCGGUUGGGUCAGAGCCCAUGGCAGAGCUAUUCGCUUUGAACAUUUCGCUCAUGGUGAAGAAGGUUCUCCAAGCGGCGACCUGUGUGGAAGUCCAUCACUUGGAGGCGACAUGGCAAGGUAGCGAAGUAGCUACAGACCUCAACCCAAGGGCCUUAGUGGGCAGCGCAAGAGGGCUCACAAACAAGGAAGUUGGUGCGAUGCUGGAAGACGCAAUGUUCGUGGAGACGAUGACAGGUAAUGGCGCGACCUUAUCCAGAAAAGAUCACGUAUUCCACCACACAGACAUUCUGGAACAUGUGAACCAUACCAUACAUGAUGUCUCCCAUCACUCCACUUGGGGUCCUAUGUAUGCCAUGCCCCCUACUGCCAUGGGGCCAUGCCCCAUUUUGUUUUUUUUUUUUUAUUAUUCUCUCUAAGACAUGUGUCAUGUCUUAAAAGAAUCCAUUGUCUUGUAAGGUGUGUAUAUGCAUGGGACGUGGCAUACCUUACCAGUGUGGCUUCUUUUAAAAUAGCUCCUAUAUGUUUGUUGGUAGGAGUCCGCAAAAUGGUCAUUUGGACCACGGCGACGGUGCAACUAGAGAAGAUCGUUACAUGCUUCAGGCUACAUGCAAAUUGUGACACUCCUUAGCUUUCUAUCAUUAUGCCAGCUAUUUGUUCAGUAUAAGUAUGGGUUAUCAAUGAAGUUUGUCUGGCAUGCCUGACUAUAAUAUC
Molecule: messenger RNA, 1034 nt
Organism: Macadamia integrifolia
Lineage: Eukaryota; Viridiplantae; Streptophyta; Magnoliopsida; Proteales; Proteaceae
Exons: 2
Coding region: 161-739 (192 amino acids)
Source: RefSeq, a predicted model, not a curated record